Plenodomus lingam JN3 is the source of this 3204-nucleotide messenger RNA. RefSeq lists its product as uncharacterized. Gene Ontology annotation, cellular component: cytosol. Lineage: Eukaryota; Fungi; Ascomycota; Dothideomycetes; Pleosporales; Leptosphaeriaceae. The record is from RefSeq and is a predicted model, not a curated record. Gene Ontology annotation, molecular function: aromatase activity; iron ion binding; heme binding.
AUGGAACACAAACCCAUACCUGGCCCUCCAGGCCUGCCCAUCGUGGGCAAUAUUGCAGAUAUUGAUGCCACAAAUCCCAUUCAAUCAAUGUGCAAUUUAACUUUGCAAUAUGGUUCCAUAUGGAAAUUCUACCUUGGCGGCGACCGUAUUGUUGUUGCCUCACAAACUCUCAUGGAUGAAAUUUGUAACGAAGAGCGGUUUAGCAAGGUCAUCGCAGCUUCACUGCGUGAAGUACGCAAUGGAGUACAUGACGGCCUUUUCACAUCCUACGGACCCGAAGAGAAGAACUGGGGCAUUGCCCAUAGAGUCCUUCUACCUCAGCUUGGGCCACUUGCGAUCCGUAACAUGUUCAAUGAAAUGCAUGACAUUGCCUCCCAACUUGUCAUGAAAUGGGCAAGACACGGCCCGGAACACAAAAUUCUCGUGACCGACGACUUCACGCGGUUGACGCUCGACACUAUAGCUCUUUGUGCAAUGGACUACCGCUUCAACUCUUACUAUCAGGAGCGCAUGCACCCAUUCGUCGACGCGAUGAGUGAUUUUCUGAAGACCAGCGGAGACCGAGCCCGGAGAGACCCUAUUACGCAGAUGUUUUAUCGUGCUGAGACCCAAAAGUAUUGGGAUGACAUCGCACUGCUCCGGAAGACUAGUCUGGAAGUGAUUCAGAACCGCAAAGACAACCCGAACGACAAGAAGGAUCUGCUAAAUGGAAUGUUAAAGGGCGUAGAUCCCAAAACUGGUGAGAAAAUGAGUGACGAAAACAUCAUUGACAAUAUGAUUACCUUUCUCGUUGCUGGACAUGAGACAACCUCGGGGUUGCUUUCAUUCACGUUCUACUAUCUCUUGAAAAGUCCAGAGGCCUAUAACAAAGCGCAACAGGAGGUUGACACAGUAAUUAGAAAAGGUCCCAUCACGGUUGAUCAUCUCUCAAAACUGCCUUACUUGAAUGCUGUGCUCCGCGAGAGUUUACGCCUACAGCCCACCGCACCAUCUAUUGGACUUACGGUCAAGGAAGAUGCAACUAUCGGCGGAAAGUAUGCCGUGAAGAAGGGGGUUCCCCUCGUCGCCUUGCUACCUAUGAUUCAUCGCGACCCCGCUGCAUAUGGAGAGGAUGCCGAAGAAUUUCGACCUGAGCGAAUGCUUGAUGAAGAAUUUGAGCGUCGCAACAAGGAGUUCCCCAACUGCUGGAAGCCAUUUGGUAACGGGAUGAGAGCGUGUAUCGGAAGACCAUUUGCCUGGCAAGAAGCUCUUCUCGUAUUGGCGAUCCUUUUACAGCAUUUCAACUUUACCCUGGACGACGCCUCAUAUCAACUCCACAUCAAGCAGACACUCACGAUCAAGCCUAAGGACUUCUACAUGCGUGCACACCUUCGCAAUCACGUUUCAGCUACAGAUUUAGAGCGCUCGCUCUCGUCGACAACAGCCCACGAGCCGCCUGUAGCCAGCGGCGUGUCGAAAGUGAAGAAGCAGAUCAAGGAUGGCAAGCCGAUGGCUAUAUACUACGGAUCAAAUACGGGAACAUGUGAGGCACUGGCCAACAGACUGGCCAGCGACGCUGCUAAUCACGGUUUUCGAGCGGAUGUCGUUGAUACCCUUGACUCUGUGCGGGGAAGCCUACCCAAGGAAAAGCCUAUAGUCAUUGUUACAGCAUCAUAUGAAGGCGCGCCAGCCGAUAACGCUGCUCACUUUGUCAACUGGGUAGGCACGCUCAAAGAAGAUGAGAUGAAGAAUGUGUCGUACGCUGUUUUUGGCUGUGGGCACCGUGACUGGGCUAAGACUUUCCACAAGAUUCCAAAAUAUCUUGAUUCUACACUUGCCGAGUGUGGGGCCAACAAGUUGGUUGAAAUGGGUAGCACUGACGCUGCAUCGGGUGAUAUAUUCACUGAUUUCGAGACAUGGGAGGAUCAGGUUCUCUGGCCUGCGAUGCGGGAGAAGUAUGGAUCUGCUGGAGCUGACGGAGAGGGUUCGCUUGAGACUACGCUUGACGUCGAAGUAUCUACACCGCGAUCGUCGACCUUGCGUCAGGACGUCCGCGAAGCUCGUAUCGAAGAGGUCCAAGUUCUCUCCAGUUCUGGAGUCAGUGAGAGACGGCACAUUGAGAUCAGUCUUCCAUCUGGCGUGACCUACUCGGCUGGUGAUUACUUGGCAAUACUGCCUCUUAACCCUAAAGAAAACAUUCAUCGCGCAAUGAGGCAUUUCGGACUGUCGUGGGACAGCAUGUUGACCAUAUCCUCCGCUGGCCCUACUUCAUUGCCCACCGACACGCCAAUCAGCGCGAUCGAUGUGCUUGGUGCUUAUGUAGAGCUCGCUCAGCCCGCGAGCAAGCGAAAUGUGCUUGCGAUUGCGGAUGCUACAAGGGAUGAUGCGGAAAAGAAAGAGCUCAGCCGCCUAGCUGACGAGGCUUUCACAGAGGAAAUCACUGCCAAACGUGUCUCCGUUCUCGAUCUUCUCGAACGCUUCCCUUCUGCGAAGCUUCCUCUUGGUGUCUUCCUGAAGAUGCAGCCCCCGAUGCGGGUUCGACAAUAUUCCAUCUCGUCUUCACCGCUAUGGAACCCUACUAACGUGACACUGACUUAUGCAGUCGUCAAUCAGCCGGCUCUGAGUGGUCAGGGUCAGUACGUGGGAGUUGCGACCAACUAUCUUGCGAACCUUGCACCAGGAGACAAACUGCAUGUCAGCGUUCGCCAGUCGCACCAGGCGUUCCAUCUGCCCAAGGACGGGAAAAAUGUGCCUGUCAUCAUGAUCGCUGCAGGAACUGGUCUUGCGCCUUUCCGUGGCUUCAUCCAGGAGCGCGCCGCCCAACUUGCAGCAGGGCGUACCCUUGCCCCAGCCAUCCUAUUCUAUGGUUGCCACUCUCCCGAUAGCGACCUUCUUUACGCUGACCUUCUUCAACGCUGGGAACGGCUCGGCGCAGUGUCUCUCCGCUAUGCCUUCUCACGUGCUCCUGAGAAGUCCGAGGGCUGCAAAUACGUGCAAGACCGCGUGUACCACGACCGAGCCGACAUUGUUGAACAAUUCGACGCCGGUGCCAAGCUUUUUGUUUGUGGAAGCCGAGGGGUUGGAGAUGGUGUGCAAGAAUGCUUGAUUAAGAUUGCGAAGGAACGACAACAGGAAAUCAAGGGGCGUGAGGUAGACGAUGCAAAGGCAAGGGAAUGGUUCGAAGGGUUGCGCAACGAGAGAUUUGCGACUGACGUAUUUGCUUGA